CGACCCAAACUUCCGGGAUACCGGAAGUUAAUUUUUAAACCGGAAGCGGUUCUGUCUUUUGUAGAACAGGAGCAGGAUGUCUUCGGCGGACGUGGAGGAUUUUAUUCAACAAAACAGAGGAGAAGCUGAGCGAGUGGAGACGUUUCGGGGUUACUGGGAGAGCUGGAAACACUGGGAGGCCAGGAGGGAGUUCAUCCUGCGAAACAUGUCCGACUUUGAAAACGGGCAGAUGGACCAUCUGCUCUCUCUGUCCAUGGUGUGGGCCAACAAUGUCUUCCUCGGCUGUCGGUACAGUUCUGAUCUUCUGGAAAAGGUGAAAGCCAUGGCUGAAGGCAUUGCGGUGGAGGACGCUCCAGUUUUUAAGACCCGAGAUGAGAUUAUUAAGAACCAACAGGGACGAUGACUAGACCUUUUUCAUCCUCACAUCUGCUCAAUUCCUCUUUUUGUUGUUUUUUUAAAGGUUUUUUUUUUUAAUGGAUUUUAAAACUUUAUAAGAAAUCACAGUUCUUAAAUGUAGAGAAAUUCCCUAUUUUUUGUAAUUCCUUUUAACAUGUGCUAUUUUAAUGUUUUAUAUGCAAACUUGAAAAGAAUAGGUGGAUGUUGUUUGUUUGCAAUGUAAUAAACAUGUUUUCUUAAAUGUC
Molecule: messenger RNA, 641 nt
Organism: Oryzias melastigma (Indian medaka)
Lineage: Eukaryota; Metazoa; Chordata; Actinopteri; Beloniformes; Adrianichthyidae
Gene: xtbd1
Product: CDKN2A interacting protein N-terminal like
Exons: 3
Coding region: 77-403 (108 amino acids)
Source: RefSeq, a predicted model, not a curated record